This is a messenger RNA of Dujonia railenensis, 2223 nucleotides long. Lineage: Eukaryota; Fungi; Ascomycota; Pichiomycetes; Serinales; Debaryomycetaceae. The record is from the annotation of a GenBank genome assembly.
AUGUCAACACGCUCAAUCUACCAAAACAAUGGUAAGCCGUUGUCUCAACAGGCCAUAUAUCAACAAAAGUUGAGACAGGGGGUUUACAACUCUCCGGGCUCUCCGUCCGUAGGUGUCAAUUCCAACGCCUCCGAUACCGCGGCCCUUUUGGCAGCUUCUGCUGACUUAACAGUCAAGCCAAGUUACGAGAGAGUUGUUGCCGUCGAAGCACACAAUGCUGCCGCUGCCGCCAGAAAUGGGACCACUUCAACCUUCUCAUCCAUUUCUUCCUCAGCUGUGGCUGCUGCCGCUGCUUUAGGUAAGCAGGGUGGUACCGGUAUCCCAGAAUACAGUGGAUCUUCUGUGUUCGACAAGGCUACCUCAAACUCCACAUACUCUCUUUCCACCAGAACUGACCCGGAAAGGGACUACCGUUCUGGAUUGGCUACCAAAUCUUCACAAGCUGCUUUAAAUAUUGGAAAGAUUAGCAGCGUUGCCAACAAAAACAGUUCUAAAUCUUUAAACUCCAGAUUCAACCCAGAAUUGGAUUUCCGUUCAGGUUUACAGUCUAGUUCCUCUAAUGCCGAGUAUUUAGACGAUGACGAAGAAAAAUUGGCUGCUCAAGGAGCAAUUGCUUCAUUAAAGUUUGGUGGUUCCACUAGUAACACUGCUUCCAGCUCAAUUCGUAGUAAGUCUUUCACCGCCAACCAAGUUGUCAACAAGACUUUAUUAGAUGCUGCCAAUAAGGCCGCUGAAAAGAGAUUAUCUGCAUUAAAUUCAUCACAGCCAUUAGAUUUCAAGCAACAAGCACAGCUUUACGCCAAUGCUUUAACCUUAGCACAAGAAAGAUCUAAUGAAAGGAUUGCCAACCACAAGGUUGGUGUUAUCGAUUUAGGUGGAGGAUUAACCAUCUUACAAUCUGAGUUGGAAAAGAUGGCUGCCUUAGUAGUUCAACCUGUCUUGGAUGAUAUUAAAACUAAGGCUGAUAAGCAAAGAGAAAUUGAUGAUGCUUCUAACAGAAAGCAACAAGAAAGGGUUGCUGACCAUGAAAAAUACAAGAAGGAGGAAUUCAAUAAAAAAUUGCAAGAAAAGAUUGAUUUGGAGAGAGCCAAGAAAGAAAGACUUGACUUGCACGAUGAAAGAAAGGUUGCUGAAGUCGAUAAGUACACUGAAUAUCAAACUGGUGUAAAUGAAGAAGUGGAUGCCAAAGUUAAGGAAUUGAGAGAGUUAGAACUCAAGUAUGAAGAGGAGAAGGCUGAAUUGUUAGCCGAAAAGCAAGCUGAAUUGGAUCGUAUUGAAGGUGAAGAAGCUGAAUUAAUAAAUGGUAGAAAGGAAGAAUUAAUGAACAUGCAAGCAGAGAAGGACGAAAUCUUGAAGCCUACUUUAGAUGAGUUGAAGAUAGAGAACGAGAAAUUAAGCGAAGUGACCAACGCUAGGGAUGAAUUGUUGAAUGAAGUCAAGGCCAGCGAAACCACCAAUGAAGAAUACACUAAUAAAUUGAAAGAAUUGGAAGAAAAGCUAGCUGCUGCAGAGGCUGAAUUCGAAGAGUACACCACCAAGGUUGAAGAAUCUACCAAAAAGGACGAAGAAACUUCCAAAGUAUUAGCUGACUUACAAUCUUCAAGUGCUAAAGAACUUGAAGAUGCUGAUAAUGAAGAUAAAGAUUUAGAUUCUAAACUUGCGGCUUUAGAAAAGGAAAAGGAAGAAAACUUGAAUUCUAAGGCUGAAAAUAAGACUGCUAUCUUGGCCCAUUUAGAUGAGAAGGUUGCCCACGAACAUAAAAUCAACGAAGAAUUACCAGAGCAUUUAAGAACAGAAAUCGAUGAAAAGAAGUUAAAGGAUACCUCAUCACUUUUCAGUAAGGAAGACUUACCUGAACCUAAGAUAGAUGAAGUUUCCACGCCUAAGGAAGUUGAAAAGCCAGCUACAUCCUCACCUACUGCUAAGGCUGCUGCAGCUGCAGCUGCCGUUUCUAAGAGUUCUUCUUCAAAGUCUUCUGGUUUGAAGAAGUUUGCCAAGAAGUACUUCUCGAGUAAGCCAGAUCCAGACAGAUAUAAGUCAAAUGUCAAGACUGCUCCAAAGGCUGCUGCUGUGUCAACCCCUGCUACUCCUGCUAAAGCAAAGGAACCUGUAGCAAAGAGUCCAGCUAAGAGCGAAUCUAGAGACGAUGAAAUUGAAACCAUAGGUGAUGAGUCAUUGACUAAGAACAGUGCUCCAGGCGGAUUAUUUAAAGAGGAGAUUUGA